UAUAGACUGUCCUCAUCACGUCGCACUUUCAUUCAUAUUUCAAUAUGGCUCGACAUGUGCUUGCCCUCCUCCUGCUGGCGUCAAACACUCUCCUGGUUGUUCCACAAGCUGUACAGAAUUGUUCUGAGAGUGAUUUACCUCGCGACUGCCAUGACUUGCUUGAUGCGGGCAACACAAAUAAUGGAGUAUACACCAUAUACCUAAACAAGAGAUAUGGCGUCCGAGUCUGGUGUGACAUGGAAACGGAUGGAGGAGGAUGGACGGUUUUUCAAAAACGAGUUAAUGGAUCGACUGAUUUCUACAGGACAUGGGAUGAGUAUUCUCUAGGAUUUGGAAGGCUUGACCACGAGUUCUGGCUUGGGAACCAGUAUCUCCAUUACCUCACUUCGUCUGACUGGUAUAUGUUGAGAGUGGAUAUCGAAGAUUUUGACAACAACACACGUUAUUCCCAUUACAACAUAUUUUCCGUUGGGAGUGCAGAAGGUCAAUAUAGAGCUUAUGUCGCUGGGUAUACAGGAGAUUCAGGAGAUGAUAUGUCAUUAUGUAGUGGUUACCGAUUUAGCGCGAAGGACAGGGAUUAUGAUGCCAAUUCCGGUUUUGAUUGCGCAAAAGGCUACCGUGGUGGAUGGUGGUACGCGGCAUGUCAUAGGGCAAAUCUAAACGGUCUCUAUCUCCGAGGGCACACAACCUCCUAUGCCAAUGGCGUUGUUACGUUUAGUUUUAGAGGAUUUUAUUACUCUUUGAAAACUACAAAAAUGAUGGUAAGAAGGGGAUGGCGUCCGCCCCAAAGCCAGGCUCUGAGCCCAUAACCACAAUCAACAUCUGAAUCCUUGAACUAAACAAAAACUUAUCUUUUGACCAGUUUGUACCCGUUGCGCUGGCUUUGUAUAACUUCACAAACAUUAUCGUGAGACGUGUUGUAUCUAUAUACCUGUCUUUAUCAUAACUAUUUGGCUACACUUCAUCUUUCAAUUAUCGCUACGAAGACAAUAACUCAACGACAUGAAGUUAGAUACUUAUGACGUCAUUAUAGCGUUUCCAAAAUAACACUGCGCUCAUCUAUAUGCUAUUUGCAUGUGUGUCAUAUUUCUGUUGAUUGAAUGACAAUAUUGUACUGCAGAUGGCCUAUUUCUUUAAUAAUGGAAUCACGUAGUUAUCAAUAUAAGCAAACAGUCGCAUUAUGUAACUUUCAUAUACUGUUAAUGAAUAAACUCAAAUGUUUAUAUAUAAAUAAU
Molecule: messenger RNA, 1235 nt
Organism: Pecten maximus
Lineage: Eukaryota; Metazoa; Mollusca; Bivalvia; Pectinida; Pectinidae
Product: ryncolin-2-like
Exons: 5
Coding region: 45-809 (254 amino acids)
Source: RefSeq, a predicted model, not a curated record